AUGAGACGAAAACAACCGGAACCAAAUCAACUACAUCCUAGAAUAAAUGAUGAACUAAACAAUUCUUUUAUAUAUAAUCAUUCAAAUAAAAGUGAUCAUUCAAAUGGUUCACCAACUCAGAAUAAUAGAAAAUCAUCAUCUUCAAUUUUCAGUUUAAGGCGAAAUAAAGUUAAAGAUAAAGACACAAAUGAUUUAUCAUCAAAUGAUUCUGCAAGUAUACUAACCUCAAGUACUCAUCAUUCUAAUCAUAGUGGAAGAACUCAUCAAGCUUAUCCGUCUAGAACAACAUCAAUUGCGUCACAGAGUACCAUACCGAAUCCUCAACCAUCUCUACAUAGUAGACAACCUUCAACUUAUAGUAUAUCGACUUCAAAUCCUUAUGAUUUAUCAAAACCAUAUCAAUCUAAUAAUUACCCUCAAUUAUCAAGAAAAUCAACAAAUUUAUCCAUAACAUCUAAAUCAAAAGACAUAUCAGAAUUACAAGAUAAUUUGGUACGCCCCGAAUCAGCAUUUGAAAUUGAAAAAAUGUAUAAAGAAUUAUUGGAAAAAUUAAACUACAAAAGUUUACCACCUGAUGUUCGAAGAAAUAUGAUGAAUUUUGAUAUUGAUAAAAAAUGGAUGAUGAUUGUACAAGAUAGAAAAGCAGAAAUUGAAAGACAAAAAAGACCAGAACAAGUUCUGCAAGAACAAUAUUGUAAAUUAUUGUUAUCAAAAAAAAUUUCGUCAGUUGAAUUAAAUAGUUUAUGGAUGCAACUACGAUCUGGUUCAGUUGAUUGGGCUAGAAAAUUUGUUUAUGAUUGUCAAGGUGAUACUUUAUUAUCUUCUUAUCUUAUGAAAUUACAUGAUGAAAUGGCAAAAAGUCAAGUACAUGAUUUAAAUGAAGAUAUUUUUUAUAAAGAAUCAAAUGUAAUGAAAGCUUUAAAAUGUAUAAUGAAUCAAAGAUUAGGGGCUGAAAGAAUUAAAACUGAUGCUGAAUUAUAUGUAAAUGCAGUAGCUGGUUCAUUAUUAAGUCCUAGUCUUUCAACUAGAAAACUAGCAUCUGAUGCAUUAGCAUUUAUGGCGACUUAUGAUGCUGAAGACAAUAGUAGAUAUCAUAAAAUUUUAAAAGCUCUUGAUUCAUUAGGUGAAAGAACAAGAUUUGAAUAUGAUUAUGAUGAGAUCACCAAAAAAUCUUCUGAAAAAUUGAAAAGAAAAGCACCAUCUACUAAUUAUAAAAGAUUUGAAGUUUGGAUACAAUCUGCAAUAUCUGUAGUUUCUAAAAGAGGUAGAUUUCCAAAGUCAAUGGUUGGUGCUGGAAAUGAAGUUAAACGAAAUAUUGGACUUUCCAACUCAGCAACAAAAUCAGAAAAUCAUUUAACUGAAUAUUGUGAAGCAACUGGCUUAUUAAUAGAUGUAAUAAUAUCAAAUGGCGCGGAUUGUAAAAUUAGAAUGAGAUUAAGAAAUCAAUUUAAAGUUGCAGGUGUUUUAAAAUUAUUUGAAAAUUUUAAAGAAUUGUAUAAUCCUGAUGUUGAACGACUUAUAACUAAAUUUUUUGAAGAUGAAAAACAAGAUGAAGAAGAAUUAGUAUUCAGAGGAAAUUUCGAUGAAAAUAUCAAUUUUUCAGAUCCAGUUGAUAUAAUACAAUCAUUAUGGAAUGGUAUUAAAGAUUCACAAGCUCAAGAUUAUUUCCUUAGUGCUGUACAAAAUUUAUAUCUUAAUCAAUAUGAUCAAAGAAAUAAUUCUCAAGAAGUAUUAAAUAGUAUGAGAAUCCUUGAUGGAUUAAUUCAAAAUAUAACUUCAGUAAGAACAACUAAUGAAGAAACAGCAAUAAAUGUAGCUAUACAUAAAUUAUAUUCAACAUUAAGUACUGAUGAUGAAUAUAGAAGAGCAUUAGAAGAAGCUAAAAAUUUUAGAAAAAUUGCUGAAGAAGCAACUGCAGAACGAGACGAUAUGUCAAGACAAUUAUCAAUGGGUGCUGAUAAUAUGAUUUCAAAUUUAAAUAAUGAAUUAAAAGAACGAGAUAUGAUUAUUCUGAGAUUUAGAAGAACCAAUGAAGAAAUGAAAGAAGAAAUUAAUGAAUUGAAAACUAAAUAUAUUAAAGAAAAACAGGAACUGGAAUUAGAAAUGAGAGAAUUAUUAAUUAUGUUAAAUAAUAAUGAAUCAAAUUUUGAAACUAGUAGAAAGGGAAAUAAAACAACCGUUUUGUUAAGUACAUCAAAUGCAGAAUUAGCUCAAAGAUUACAAAAGCAAAUUCAUCGUCGUCGUGCUGAAUUUAAAUUGGAUAAUAAACAAUUGGGCGGAACCCAAGUUGAACCACUGAGUAGAUUAAGAGCGUUAAGAGAUCAAAUGGGUGAUAUUGAAAAUAUGGCUAGAGAAUUAGAAAUGACUGAUUUUGAAACGUUUGUACAACAAGAAGAAGAACCUGAACAAGUUUCUGAACCUGAAAUUGUUGAAUUAUCAUCUGAAUCAGAAGAAGAAUCAAAAACUCCACCACCUUUAAUUUUGCCAACAGAUCCAAAAAGAGGAGUACGAAAUGAUGAUUUAAAUAAAUUGGAUAAUUUAAGAAAAAAACUUGCAAAUUUACAAAGUGAAUCUAAUGAUAUAAUGAAAUAUAAUAGUAGUUCAAUGUUUAGUAAACAAAAAUAUUUAGCAAUGGAAAGAUUACGAGAAUUAGAAAAUAAUUUUAAAGAUUUUAAUAUAGAUUUUGAUUUAGAAGGUGAUCCAGAUAAGGAAAAUUUUGAAUUUGUACCUUCAACUCCAAUUGAUGAUUCAAUGAAAGAUAAAAUUAAGGAAGAAUUAGAAGAAGUCGAAAAAUUAAGAAUUGAAUUAAGAAAACAAUUAGAUGCUGCUAAUAAAUUACAAUCACCAAAGAGAAAUUCAAUAAUGGAAAGAAUUGAAAAUAAAUAUGAAAAAGGUCAAGUUAAAGUUGAAACAAAUUCAGAAAUUGUUCAACCAACUAAAGAUCAAAAAAGAUCAAAUAGAAUGACUACAAUUGGUGCAAUGGAUCCAAAGUUUUUAAAAGAAUUAAGUUCUAAAGUUGAAUUAGCUGAACCUAUUAACAUAGAUGAAUCAGAAUCUGUAUCAAAAAUAGUUAUAGAAACUAAAGAUGAACCAAAACAAGAAAAGAACUCAAAUCUGCCACCCCCACCUCCAAUGAGAUCAUUACUUAAAUCAAAUUCAAUAGAAUCUACACCAUCAGCUCCUCCUCCUCCACCACCUCCAUUACCACCAAUACUAAACUACAAUUCAACAUCAUCUUUGGCGCCACCACCACCACCUCCACCUCCUCCAGGAUUUUUAACUAAUGGAAUACCACCUGCUCCUCCAUUACCACCACCACCAUCAUCAAAUAUACCAAAAAUAGCAUCACCAAUACCUACAUCAUCUAAUAGAUUUAGUCAUAUACCUAGACCCAAAAAGAAAUUGAAACAAUUGCAUUGGGAAAAAAUAGAUUAUGAUCAAACUUCAAAUUCAUUUUGGAAUGAUCCAAAAAAUAGUACAUUAGUUAGUGAUUUAAUGUCAAAAGGUAUAUUUGAUGAAAUUGAAGUUAUAUUUGCUGCUAAAGAAAUCAAGAAAUUAGCAACUAAGAAGAAAGAAGAUCUUGAUAAAGUUUCAUUUUUAUCUCGAGAUGUAGCUCAACAAUUCAGUAUAAAUUUACACUCAUUUAAUUCCUUAAGUGAUGAAGAAUUGAUUGCAAAAGUAUUAAGAUGUGAUAAGGAUGUACUUGAAAAUCUUGCAGUAUUAGAAUUUUUUAAUAAACCUGAAAUUGUUGAAGUUACAAAUACAUUGGCAAGAAAUUUCGAACCUUAUUCAAUUGAUUAUAAAGCUGAUGAUAUUUCCAAACCAGAUAAAGAUCCAAAUGAAUUACAAAGACCAGAUAGAAUAUAUUUGGAACUUAUUUAUAAUUUACAACAUUAUUGGAAAUCAAGAAUUAGAGCAUUAACAGUUGUUUCAAAUUAUGAAAAAGAUUAUGAUGAUUUAGUUGGUAAAUUAAGAUUAAUCGAUGAAGGAGUAGACUGUAUUAAGAACUCAAAACAUUUAAAAGGUGUAUUUGAAAUUAUAUUAACUGUUGGUAAUUACAUGAAUGAUUCAACAAAACAAGCAAAAGGUUUUAAAUUAAGUUCCUUACAAAGAUUAAGUUUUAUGAAGGAUGAUAAAAAUAGUAUGACAUUUUUACAUUAUGUUGAAAAAGUUAUACGAACACAAUAUCCUGAAUUUUUAGAAUUUCUUGAUGAAUUAUCUAAAUGUAAUGAUAUUAUAAAAUUUUCAAUUGAGAAUAUUUAUGAUGAUUGUAAAGAAUUUUCACAAUCAAUUAAAAAUGUUCAAACAUCAAUUGAUAUUGGUAAUUUAAGCGAUGUUUCAAAAUUUCAUCCAUUGGAUCGUGUUUUAAAAAUUGUAUUACCUGCAUUACCUAAAGCUAAAAGAAAAGGUGAAUUAUUAAUAGAUCAAGCAAAUUUUACACUUAACCAAUUUGAUAAUUUAAUGAUUUAUUUUGGUGAAGAUCCAACAGAUCAAUUUAUAAAAAAUUCAUUUAUUUCAAAAUUUACUAAUUUUAUGAAGGAUUUCAAACGUGCCCAAGCUGAUAAUUUAAAACGUGAAGAAGAAAUAAGAAUAUAUGAGCAAAGAAAGAAAUUAUUGGAAACUCCAAAGAAGGUAAGUGAUGACAAUUUGAAAAAUGAAGGUGAUGAAGAAAAUGUAAAUGGUGUAAUGGAUUCAUUAUUGGAGAAAUUAAAAGCACCGACUAAAGUAGAAACAUCAUCAGCAAGAAAACGAGCAUUUAUGAGGAAACAUAUAUUGGAUAAUCAAAGAAGACAACAAUCAGCAUCUCCAAUUAAAACUGAUUCAGAAGAUAGAAAUAAUGGAUCAAGUACACCGGACAAUUUGUUAUUAAAUGAUUUGGAACCUGAAAACAUAGAAGAUGGUGAAUCAAGAGCAAGAAAUUUAUUACAAGUGUUGAGAAAUGCUGAUGAUGAAGAUACAUCAGAUACAAAAUCAUCAGUUCAAAAAUUCAGACAAGAAAGAAUGAAGAAAAAAUUAAACAAUGCAAGUGAGAUCGAAACUACAAUUGAUGAAGAAUCUCAAGGUUGA
Molecule: messenger RNA, 5067 nt
Organism: Insectozyma verbasci
Lineage: Eukaryota; Fungi; Ascomycota; Pichiomycetes; Serinales; Debaryomycetaceae
Source: the annotation of a GenBank genome assembly